AUGCUAUCACGUAGAAUAAUCCCCUUUCUCGUCGCUGGCAUAACAGGCGUCGUCUCAGGCGUCUAUAUAUUCAAGCCAUUGUUGGAUGAGAGUUCAAGGAACGAUGUUGACGCUACCAAAUUACCUGCCAGUGAACCGCCAGAUUCACCAACCACGUCAUCUCCCGCGACCGUGAACUAUUUUGCGACGAAAGGGGAACAGGCGAAGGACGCCACUCCCACAAUCUCCGCGAAGGCGAAAUGA
This is a messenger RNA of Sparassis crispa, 243 nucleotides long. RefSeq lists its product as hypothetical. NCBI's taxonomy places the organism in Eukaryota, Fungi, Basidiomycota, Agaricomycetes, Polyporales, Sparassidaceae. The record is from RefSeq and is a predicted model, not a curated record. The coding region runs from base 1 to 243 and encodes 80 amino acids. The transcript is spliced from 3 exons.